Messenger RNA from Pocillopora damicornis (cauliflower coral), 8790 nucleotides. RefSeq lists its product as uncharacterized. Gene Ontology annotation, biological process: neuron migration. Gene Ontology annotation, cellular component: membrane; cytoplasmic vesicle. Lineage: Eukaryota; Metazoa; Cnidaria; Anthozoa; Scleractinia; Pocilloporidae. The record is from RefSeq and is a predicted model, not a curated record.
CCAAUUGUAGUUGGUACACGGAACUCUCAGCAAUCGUUAUUUUGUUCCUAUUUCCGCGGCGAUUUUCAAACUUGGACCCUGAUGCGAGAUUUAACAGAUUUGGAGUGCUUGUACCAUGAUUGAUUAAUUUAUCUCGGCUGUGGUCAUAAGGAUUUGUAAAAGUUUUGGUGGCGGGGAGCGAUAACACAUUGAUUUGCAUCCAUGGUAAAUUGGAAAGUCCCGUCUUGUCGAAUGGUCGAUUUUCAAUGUGCAUAAGAGUGGGGAAUUCUGGAGAUGUCCGGAGCGUUAGAAUCUCGCGUAUCAAACGCAUCUGGUUUAUCAUCUUGUCAGUCGGCCUGUUACAAGGCCCUUCGCAAGCUUUCUUCAACGAUUCGUUUCAGUCGUCUUCUCCACUUUCAACGAAUCUGACUGAUCCCGGAAAAGAUGGAAUCCACCUUCUCAAUGCACCAUCAUCCUCAGAAAAACAAGACCUUAAAAAUAAACGUCGUUUGGGUGUUUCUUCUGCAAAAGAAAUCAGAAGGCGUUCGACGAGAGCCAAAGUCCCAGGCGUGUCUAAUAAAAUACCGCUCGAAAGAGCAAACUUUUCUGAUGUCACGUUGACUAUUAAAGCGCAGCGGAUUCCUUCACAAAACGUUACCCAUUUUUCUAACAAUGUCACUCAUUUUUAUGAUUUAACGCGUUCUUCAAAUGAUAUAAACAAGCUUAGAAGUGCCUUACAAACCUCUCGUGGUAAUUUUAGUCCCAAAAAACAAGCUUCUACUGGGAAAAGAUCUAGGAAAGGUGGCAAAAGAAGAACUGAGAGAGAUCUGAAACUAUCGUUAAAUAAACCAGAUCGGUCAAAGCUUCAGACACAUUAUGAACGAGAGAGUAAAAGCGACAUAGCUAAAACACACUUCAAUUCAAGCGAAAAGAAAAGGAGAAAAUACUCUUCCAAAGUUACCAGCGGUCAGCAUCAUCGUACACGUUUAAAGCAUCAGGAAAGAAGCUUAGGGAGAUUUAAGCGUAACAUUGCCGUUUCUGAUAGGGAUGAACUUAAACAAAAACGUUUUAUGAUGAAGAGACGGUCUUUGCAGCAUCUUCCUUUUCGUCUUGGUGGUGAACGAGUCUUACUGAGAUUCAAACGAAAGUCGAUUUUGGGACAGGACGAUGUCGAGGCACAGUCCAGCGACUUGAAAGAACACAAAGGGAAAAAAGGCCGGCAAACACCCCAACAGAAACAUGUUAAACCUCGAAGUGUGUUUCCAGGAAAAUCAUCCACAUUUCCCUUAAAUGGGGUCAUAAAGGGAGAGUUCCUGAAGGAAACAGAUUGGAGGGCACCAAGUGCGACAAUAAAUUCUUACAACAAGGCUCUUGUUGAUAGAAAUGUAAUUCCUCAUGCGACGUAUGAUCCAGUAGUAUACGGGGCAAAAAGUUCUUCUCUAUCACUGAAUCCGAACAAACUAUCCUCAGUUCCUAAGGAAUACAGUGCAGUUGAAAACCGGAGACAGAGCGUUUCUAACAUUAACAGAGCUCUUUAUCCGCUUGCAUCGACAGUGAGUUUUAUUCCAAAGAGUAAUCAAGCUAUGACUUUGAAAUCGGAGCUAAGGACACCACAAAUUGCUUCUCUCUGGCGCACAGUUUUGCAAAACGCCCCUGUACCUAGCCAAUCGAAUGUUCCACAACCAGUGAGAUAUGAAUACGGAGCUGGACAGCAACAGAGAAAUAGCUUACAGAACACCGAUGAUCAGAGUAAAAAGCAGUUUAUUCCCACUUCACAGCGUGCCCUCUACAAUUAUGGACAUCAAUUCAAUUAUCAGCCCCAGUUUAUAAAAUCUCAGAUAGCGCUUGCAGGUGGCGACCCACGAAUCACCUCCUUUUCUCAAAUGAGGCCAACCAAACCAUUGCCAUUCUUUCGGGAGGGGGCAAGAAUAAAUCCAGAAUGGCCCUUAUCCUCGCCUACGGCGAAUCUUAACAAUCUAUUAAAUUUUGAAAACGGUUUGUCACAGAGAUCACGCGUUCCGCAAGGGCUUGUCUUGUACUUGGAUUUAGAGAAUGUGCAAAACGGUAGAGCGACGUAUGCAUCUUUAAAUGGAGAUGUAACUGGCACGGACAAGCGAACAGAGAUCACAAAGUUUUUCGGAUCAUGUGGAAAAGUUGCAAGGCUUAACAACGGAAGCGAGAUACUUCUCAACGGCAAGCAGUUGAAGAUGAAACCCCGUCAAGCCGUAAGCAUUGCAGCAUGGAUAAAACUCGAUUCUAACAAGGGUUAUCACUCGAUAUUCGACACAGUAGGUGGCCAUUCUAUGCAUCAACAAGGACAAUAUCAUUUCGAAAUUCAAGAUGGCAGUGUUCGGUGGUUCCACAGGAAUGAAACUGGGAUCAAAAUCUUCAGCGUUGAAACAGAUCCAAUAAUUCCUGCAAAUGUUUGGAACCAUGUAGUCGGCACGUAUGACGCGCACACUGGUAUCGCUAAGAUUUUUGUCAAUGGAGGACUAAAAGCAGAGGCUGCCGGGAAGGGUCUACUGUCUCAAGACUGGGAUGCGCACGCGGGAAUCGGAAAACACAAGAACCAAAGGUUUCUCCAGGGGGAGGUGGACGAGUUUAGGAUUUACAACAAGGCUUUGUCGCAGGAAGAAAUUGGAAAACUCAUGAAAGUAUGCAGUUUUGAAAGAGUAUGCGGCGGCCUUUUUAACAGUCCAAAAGGAAUUUUGGAAUCACCGGAAUGGCCUAGAAGCUAUAAAGGGAAAACCACUUGUGCAUGGCAUCUGUCUGUUGAUCCGAGGGAGGCAAUCACGCUUAGUUUUAAACGCUUCAGUUUGGAUGAAGACGGGACGUGCAAAAAUGCCAAACUUAUUGUUAGAGACGGAAGUGGAGAAAAUUCGGAGGCACUCGGGGUUUACUGUGGAACCAAGCGGCCGACAGGGAUAACAUCGAGUGGGAAUCAUUUGUUUGUACAGUUUACCAGCACUGAGGGAGGGAAAGGGAAAGGUUUUCUCAUUUCUUACAACACAGAAACCGUCCACCAGACCAAGAAAACUGAAAGACCACCCACACCUACACAAGCUGACGACUCGCAGAGAUGCGCCGUAACAAGACCCGAAUAUAAUGUUACACUGAUUGGCGGCAUCAAAUCCGGGAUCUUCUCUGAGGCAAAGCACGUGCACGACAUGGACUUGUGCACAAAACAUUGUUGUUUACGAAAGUCGUGCGACUUGGCUUUCAUGAUCCGGGACUCGUGCUAUUUGGUGCGAUGUACCAAUCAGAGUUUAUGUAAGACCAAACGGGCGCGACCUUCAAAUAUGAACCCCAGUAUCACUUUUGUCUCACACUUGCAGUCGAUGACACCCGAGCCAGAACUGCCUGUAGAUGGAAGCGCUUACAACAAGGCUAUCACCUCAAGUAUAUCCAAACCAACAACAUUACCCGCUAAGGACCAACCGAUUUGUCACCACACUGCUGUGAGCUACAACGUUACUCUGGUCGGCGGGAUCAACGCAGGAAAAUUCAGCACGUAUGGUCGAGCCCGCAAUAUGGAUGAGUGCAUACGUCAUUGUUGCCGUGACGACAAGUGCGACGUGUCGUUUAUGAUCCAGGGAAAUUGUUACGCAGUUGAAUGUGCGGAUGCGGAGGGGUGUCAGGUGAAGCGAGCAAAACCUUCCUCUUAUAACCCCACUGUGGCAUACGUGUACCGUGGCAAUGAAAGUCCGAUAGGGGAUCCUUUACCUGGUGCUGAAAAGCCAAACUCAGACGCUUGUGAUAAGUUGUCCGUCAGUAACACCAUAUUCAACGUGACUCUUCGUGGGGGAAUCAAGUCAGGGAACUUCACUGACAAAGGCGUGGUCAAGCACAUGGACGAAUGUUCAGCCUAUUGCUGUGCAGACGGACAAUGCAACGUGGCUUUUCUAAUCCGGGACAACUGUUUCUUAGUAUCGUGUAAAGAUUAUGAGUCGUGCCAAAUAAAACCAGCGCUUUCUGAAUAUUAUCACCCGAGACUGGCUUACGUGAAUUGGAGUCCGCCCGACGACGAAAUUCCAGCCAACAGGUGGUAUGCGUCUUUAGGUUGCUGGAAAGACACGGAAUCGUUUGCAGUUUCCCCUUUGGAAGGCGCAGAUCCUCUGCUAACAGAGCCUUAUCUCACACGACAGAAGCCAAUCGACACAUGCGCACAAGUAGCAAGAAAGCACGACUACAAAGUUUUUGCCAUCCAGAAUGGCGGAGCCUGCCUAAGCGGACCGAAAGCGGGAAGAACGUUUAACCAGUUUGGCGAAUCAUCAUCUUGUAAGGCAGGAAAGGGAGGCUUGUUCGCCAAUGAUGUCUACCGACUGACAGAUAUUGGUUACAUCUCGCUUGGUUGCUGGAACGACUCCGGUAUCCAUGCCCUGCCUGUAAUGGAGCACUCAGAUGAAAAAUUAGACGAUUUUUACAAAUCACGCCUCGAUCCACUGCGCAAGUGCGGAGAGGUGGCGCGAAAGCGAGGCUAUCCUGUCUUCGCCCUUCAGCGAGGAGGAAUGUGCUUUGGUGGACCCCGCGCUGAAAUUGACUAUAAAACGUAUGGAAUAUCAAGGAGAUGCCGCGAUGGACUGGGUGGGAAUUAUGCCAAUAGCGUAUAUAGACUAAUAGAUAACUUGGAAGUGGAGCCAACAGAAAGCACAAACAACUUCACUUCUCCUUCUGGUGCCACGGGAAGCUCAACCUCCAGCACAGCGACCACGGGAAGCUCUUCAAGCCCGUCAUCCACUAAUUUCACCCCAACCACGUUUAGUGGAACACAAAGAUCACCCACCACUUCGCCGUCACCAACACCUGAAAUCCAAGAAAACUACCUUACUCUUCAAAACGGCUUGCCACACAAGAACACCUAUACAGCAGGUGAAAUUCUGUACAAUGUAACGCUGAAGUAUGGCAUUAAAACAGGAAAGUUUAGCGACAAAGGGAAAGUCGGGAACAUGUCCGAAUGCGUGCGCGCUUGUGGAAGAAUGGAAACUUGUAGUCUAGCAUUUAUGCUUGGGAAGCAAUGCUUCGCCGUGGCGUGUUAUAGUGAUGCUCUCUGUCUCACAAAACCUGCGUUUUCACCGUUUUACAAGCCACAGAUAGCGUUUGUCAAGCACACAAAGGAGAUUGUCUCAGCCAACAAACCCAAACCUUCAGAUGUUUCUCAAUGCCGCGCAAGCGCAGUUCACAAUGACGUCACACUGGUUGGUGGGAUAAACGCAGGAAAGUUUACUGAUCUUGGCGACGCUGACAAUAUGAGUCUUUGCACACAGCGGUGCUGCAUGAAAGGCGCUUGCGAUGUAGCGUUCAUGCUCGAAAACGAAUGCUACGGUGUGAGCUGCUUGAAUGAAUCACUGUGCGAGUCACGUCCCGCAAGAAAUCCCGCAAGGUACAACCCGCGAAUUGUUUAUGUGUAUCACGACACAAAGAAAGAUAAAGUGUUAAACCGGCCAAAACUUAAGGCUCUCAUGAAAAUCAUCAGGCGCCUAUUGUAUGGAAAGAAGCCACAAAAACAGACUGCAGUAAACUUUACACCUGUGAAUGACAAAUACGGUGAUGGUACUGACUUCUCUGUGGAAAAAGACGUGAACACUGACGUAAACACUGACGCAAAUAAUGACGUAAGCAAUAAAGUUAGCACGUCUCUGAAGACAUUCCCUAGUGACAAUCAAUCAAUGAGUAAAAUCAUAGACGAAAAUUUCUCUACCGACAUGUUUACGCCAACGACGCCUCAAAUGCGGUUUGAAACACUUAUAGCGAACAUUGAGGGAGGACAAAUGAAUGUGUACGCUCUGCCAGUCUUUCAUGGUGAAGAUCAGACAAUUGCCACUGCAACACCAGUUACAAAAGUAGACUCAGUUAAAACAACUCAGAUAACGCCCCCGCGGAGUAUUCUGGGUGUGUUCAUGAAGGAUAGCGCAUCUCUUAUUCACGCGCUAUCAAAUACGCAUCACAUGACUGUUGACAAAGUUUUGAAGGUGCUUCUCCACAAAUUCCUUCAUAAAGUUGUCAAUAAAAACAAACACAGUAGGAAGUGGAGAGAUGAUGACAACCAAGAACGUCCACAUCACUAUGAGAGCGUUAACGACGCCCUGAAGUCACUGAGUAACGCAGACUUAGACAGAUUUGCUGACUAUGCAAGAUUACGUUUAACGCACAGACAGAACUCUCAUACUUCACAAGCGUCACCUCAACAGAAGAACGUGUGCUGGGACGGUGAAAUUUUGUCCAAUUACACUUUGGUCGGGGGCAUCAAUGCAGGGACAUUUAGUGAUAACGGGAAGACCACUAACAUGGACAUAUGCAUGCAGUUCUGUUGCAAGCGUGACUCCUGUGAUUUGGCAUUUAUGAUUGAGGACGAUUGUUAUUCAGUUUCGUGUAACAGUAAUGGGGCUUGUGAGCCGAGAAAGGCCCGACCUACUCAUUAUCUUCCUCGCAUUGCCAUAAGGAAGAAACCUCAAGGAAAUUAUAACGUCAAAGGUAUUUUUACCGACAUGACAUCAACGCCAGGCACCACAACUCCGCUAACAUCAUCGGUGUCACAAUCUUCGUCCCCGACGCCGGCCACCUCUCCUUCUCCCACUCUAUCAACAAUUUCAGAAGUUCACCAAGCUGAUUCAACUACAAACCCAACUGUCAAAGUGGCGCAUUCGUGUGACGCCACACCCAUCGAGUACAACGUCACCCUUAAGAUGGGACUCCACUCUGGAGUCUUUCAAAAAGUCGGUCGAGUAGACUCCAUGGACGACUGCAUAGAGAUGAGCUGUAAAGAACCACGGAGUGACGUUGCCUUCAUGUUAGGCAGCAUGUGUUAUGCCGUGCACUGUUACAGCGCGGAUCUUUGCAAGACUGUCCCUAUCUUUGGAUCAAGUAUUUCUCGACUUAACUUGAAUCCUGCAAUUUCGUUUCUCAAAAAGAACUCGCAGUUUGGUAUAAGCUCUCUUGUUACAACGAACAACGACAUAGCUCAAGACAAAUGUCGCGACAGCACCAUCACCUACAACGUGACUUUACGUGGCGGGAUUGACGCAGGAAAUUUUACCGAGAGGUCUGGAGUGCUGUCGAUGCGAGACUGUAUCGGCAAAUGCUGUGACGACACGUCAUGUGACCUCGCUUUCAUGUUCGGAGAUCACUGUUACUCUGUAGAGUGUCAGAGUGAAAAGCUAUGUCAAGCUGUGUUGGCCAAACCGUCUCACCUUGAACCAAAAGUGUCCUAUGUUUCAAGGGGAUUUUAUAAUGAUAAAGACAAAGGGACAAUGUUCUCCGCUAGCGACCAGACGCCGACAUGUCGGGCAGAUCAAAAGUCUCAGUCCAAGAUAUUCAGUAAUAAGACUUUAGUUGGAGGAUUAGAAGCGGGAAGGUUCAGUUUUGAGGGAGUCGUCAGUGAUAUGCAUAUGUGUAUGGAUCGAUGCUGUGCACAGCAGGGUUGUAAUGUCGCUUACAUGGUUGACAAGAACUGCUUCUCUGUAGUCUGUUAUUCACCCUCGUUGUGUAAAAUAAGUGAUACGUCCUCAACGAAUGGCGACGUAGAGAUCUCCACUAUAUUCGAGAGUACCGCUGAAAGACCAGUUGAAAAACACUCCAUGGUGGUUUAUGUGAUAAUUGGUGUGGUCGGAUUCGCAGCAGGUGCUGGAGGGAUUUUAUGGGCCGUCUGCAUGUUUAUUCGACGGCACCGUUUACGAUCAAGGCACAGACAGGAUACGUAGUAGUUUUCAAUGGGAAAGGAAAUAUUGCACUUUGACGAGGCCUAGCAGUAAACAGGCUGAAAGUUGUCUGCUUUUCAAACGAUCGGAAUUUGGUAAUUUAGCAUAGUUGUAUUUUAACUUCCUUUUGAAUUCAGCUUUCAAUCAAAUUCAGCCUGUUCAUUAGGGCUCUGGCACGCCUAUAGAGCUGCAAGACAUCUAAACAGACUACAGAAAUUUUCCUCCUAACAAGACGUCAUCAUAUUUAAUCCGAACGAAUGAGGACAUUCCUUUUUGAAACGGCCGAAGAAAGGCAACUCGUUCGAAGGCCCUCCUCUGGUCUACUUAAGCGAUGCUAAGAUUAUGAAUGUUUCUUAGUUCGUUAUUUUCAAGUCAUUGUGUGUUAGUGUUAGCAUUAAACCACUUUUUUUGUAUUUAUCCAGUUCAACACGCGUCCUUUAAAAGAGCCACAUAGCAGUACUUAGCCCAUCGCACAUCGUAGUUAGAGAUGAUCAGUGUAGUUUUCAUACCAAAGCAGACAAUGCACUUCUUAGGUAACUGAAGCACAGACGUUUGUGAGAUGAGCGCUCCUUUUCCCAGCGCUUACACAGUUCAGAUUUCUUCUGUGUGCAAUCUUAAGUUUAAAAUCCAGCAACGACUACUUACCAGUUUUUCAGUUGAUAUCGAAGCACGCCAAAAGUAAUUUCAUUCUAUUUCCUGUUGCCGCUAGCGUCUCGAGAGCGUCUCUGCUUUGUUAUGGGAGUUGAAUCAUGUAACUUUUUCCCAUGAGGAGAAGCAACCACUUGCAUAAUGUUACCUUAUGUUGUAGAUGUUUUUAAUUCGAAUUUAUUUCUUGGUUGUACAAGAUUUAGAGCAAGGUAUCUGUUGUUGUUUUUUGAUUUGGAAAACUGAAGUGUAGUAACAUUUAAAAUGUUACAGCACCAAAAGCGAAAGAAAUGCGAGAACCUCUAUAUUGCCGUUUUUUUCUUCCUUUGUCUUUCUGUCGUGUUAACAGAUAGCUUUUCGUAGUCGAUGAUUGCUCGGCCACGAAGUUGACCGAAGGCUCUGGAAGACAUAUACAAGAUAAUGCUUUGUUAUGAUCGGUUAUGAUGUUGUGAAUUGAAUAUUUUUUUUUAAU